This is a messenger RNA of Tetranychus urticae (two-spotted spider mite), 444 nucleotides long. The record is from RefSeq and is a predicted model, not a curated record. Lineage: Eukaryota; Metazoa; Arthropoda; Arachnida; Trombidiformes; Tetranychidae.
AUGUCUCGAAGUGAGAUUGACUCACUUAAAUCCCGCUUUGCAGAUGGUGUUCAAACCAAAUUACGGAGUGGAGGUGAACGUCAAAGUGGCAGAUACUCUGAUAUUUAUGAUUUUGAGUCUCCUAGAGGGAAAAAGACUCCAGCCAAGAACAAAUCUAUGACUUCAGAAAAGAAAAAGGCUCGCAGUGUUAAAAGUCCAUCAAGAGCAACUUCACCCAGAAGAGCCACCUCACCUAGGAGAGCUGUUUCACCCAGAAGGGCGACUUCACCCAGGCCACGUACGAUAAAGAAGAAGAAUACGUCCACUCCAAUCUCUAAAUCCAACAAUGCCAGAAAUGAUUCUAUGAAAACUUUCAAAACGCCAAAAUCUGCCACCAAACAUGCACCCUCGACAUCAACCCCAAAAACCAAACUCAUCCCAUCUUAUAAGUUUGUCAAACCCUAA